Molecule: messenger RNA, 1407 nt
Organism: Trichomonas vaginalis G3
Lineage: Eukaryota; Parabasalia; Trichomonadida; Trichomonadidae
Product: glycolytic process regulation protein
Exons: 1
Coding region: 1-1407 (468 amino acids)
Biological process (GO): regulation of transcription by RNA polymerase II
Source: RefSeq, a predicted model, not a curated record
AUGAUUCCACCCGAAACUAAAGAGGCUGAGAAGCCAGAAAGCGAUAAUAAUCUAGGUGAGAUUAUUCAUCAACCCAAUUCUAAUGAAAAUAUUGAAAAUGAGAAACAAGAAAGCGAAAUUCAAGUUUCAAACGUAGAUAUUAUAACAAAAGAUACAGAAAUCGAUGUAAAUCCAAAAGAAAAUGAACAAAUACAGUCUAAUAAUUGCGAAAAUAAAGAAGUUAGCAUCGAAAAAGAACAAGAAACUUCAAUAAUUUCAUCUCCUGAUAAUCAUAAAGAGAAUGAAAGCGAUAUUAAAGCCAGCGAAUGUACAUUAGAGAGUAAGCAUGAGCCUAAAAUAUUCGAGUCUUAUAUUACGUUAUUAAAUAAUCAGCAAAAGCAGAAAGAAGCUUGGGAUAAAAUGAUGAAAGAAAGACUUGAGCAUGCCUCCAACUGUGAUGAUUAUUACAAUAAAAUUCAGAAUUCUCCAAAACUUCAACUUUCAAAUGAAUCUUGCAAGCCUCAAGUGGCUCCAUUCCCAACUCUUCCUAGCUCUCAAGAAAUACUAGCACGUAUAAAAGCUACCGAAGAUGAAAUAAUAGUUCAAAAGCGAAAAUUACAAGAUUUGAUCAUUUCAAUACAACCAAAAGUUACAGAAUUCGGAUCUACCGAAGACGCACCUCCAGAGAUUGGGAUUCGCAACUGUUCUGGCGUAAUUAUUGGUAAAAAGGUGAUAGAUUCAAUAAUUUCAGCCAAUCGUGCAAAAGCAUCUAAAUCACACGAUAAAAGUAUAUUGCAUAACGAAAUUACAUCCAAAUAUAAAAGAAUUGGUGACUAUCCCCACUACUUUAUGGAUAAUACACAAUUUAUUGAGCCAAUGCUUGAACAUAUUGCAGAAAAUAAAGAGGAAGAAUAUGAAUACAACCAGAAAUUAACUCGAGAGUACAUAGAACGUAAAGAAAUAUGGGAUGAAAUGUCAGAUAAUUUGAAUACCUACCAUAAAGUACUCCAUGCAUCAAUAGAUGUCUGGCCACCAGAAUUCGCUGUGAAUCUACCUAAGGAAACCGAUCAUGAAAAGCUUUUAUCUGUUGUUGCUCCAGAUCAAAUCAUGUAUAACAGCCAAGAAGAGAAGGAAGCCUACUUGUACUACGAUGAAAAUAUGUUGGUCGAAGAUCCUGAACGCGCCCAUCAGCAAUUCAAAAAUAGACUUAAAUGGACCGACCACGAAAAGAAGAUUUUCAUGGAAAAAUAUGCUCUUCAUCCACGCGAAUUUAAGAAAAUCGCCAAUAGCUUGCCAGGAAAGAGUAUUAAGGAUGUUAUUGAAUAUUAUCACAUUUAUCGAAUUAAAAUAGACCUCAAGAAACUGGAAGUUGCUGCUAGGACCAAGGGAAGUAAGAGAAGAGUAAUUGCGGAAGGCUCAAGAAAAUAA